This is a messenger RNA of Durusdinium trenchii, 1740 nucleotides long. The record is from the annotation of a GenBank genome assembly. NCBI's taxonomy places the organism in Eukaryota, Dinophyceae, Suessiales, Symbiodiniaceae.
AGCUUUUGCAACAAGAACGGGCAUUGUCAUCCUGGAUCCCGUUGUUUGCACCCCAAUGGAGUGCAUUCCAUGGACCGAGAAUAUCAUUUUGCUUUCCGACAGCUACAAGGUGAGCCACUGGAAGCAGUACCCACCAGGAACACAAUAUGUUUACAGCUAUUUUGAGAGCCGUGGGUGCGACAACGCUGGAUGGAAUGAAGUGGUCUUUUUCGGGCUGCAGUACUUCAUCAAGCGCUACUUGCUUGGUCCUGUCGUCACCAAGGACAAGAUUGAUGAGGCUGCUGAAAUCUAUUCUCAGCACUUUGGAGAUGGGGUGAAUGACAAUCCUUCGAUGUUCUACCGCGAAGGCUGGGAGUACAUCUUGAAGGAGCAUGGUGGCAGGCUGCCGGUUGAAAUCAAGGCUGUUCCAGAAGGAAUGGUCGUCCCUACAAAGACAGUGCUCUUCACGUUGGUCAACACGGACCCCAAAUGCUUUUGGUUGACCAACUUCCUGGAGACGCUCCUGGUUCAGGUUUGGUAUCCUAUGACAGUGGCGACCCAGAGCCGCUAUCAGAAGACGUCGAUCGCCAAGUACAUGGAGGAGACAGGUAACGAGCAGUGGGAUGUACCCAACGGCGUGACCUUCAAGCUGCACGACUUCGGCUUCCGCGGCGUGUCCUCUGUGGAGUCAGCAGCCAUAGGCGGCUGCGCGCACUUGGUGAACUUUCUUGGCACUGAUACUGUAGCCUCCAUGAUUUGUGCCCGUGACUACUACGGCUCCAAGAAGGCUGCGGGUGGUUCCAUUCCAGCUUCAGAGCACUCGACAAUCACAUCUUGGGGUGUUGAUGGCGAGUGUGAUGCGAUGAGGAACAUGUUGGAAUCCUAUCCCGAGGGCUUGGUUGCAUGCGUAUCUGAUUCAUUUGACAUUUGGCGCGCUUGCAAAGACUACUGGGGCGACAAACUGAAGGAUUUGAUCAAAGGGCGCAUCACCGACACGAAGUUCGGUCGAUUGGUGGUCCGCCCGGACAGUGGUGACCCUGCUGAGACAUGCUGCUCAAUCUUGAAGAUUUUGCUGGAGCAGUUCAAGGAGGACGUCACAGAAACCAAAACAGGACACAAGCUUCUUCCGCCUUACAUUCGUGUCAUCCAGGGCGAUGGAGUGGACUGGGAAUCCAUCCCCAAGAUCCUUGAGAAGCUGAAGAAGGAGAAGAUUGCCGCAGACAACAUCGCUUUCGGCAGUGGUGGAGCUUUGCUGCAAAAGUUGAACCGAGACACCUUCAAAUGUGCUUUCAAGUGUGCUGAAAUCACCAUCAACGGAGAGAGCCGAGAUGUGUUCAAGGACCCCAUCACCGACAAGGGCAAGGCCUCCAAGAAGGGCCGCUUGACGCUCCAGUUGGCUUCCGAGACAACUGGCUUCUCCGAUAGUGACAAGUACAAGCCCCGCUCGGAUGCAAACCCAGUUCCAGGUGGCACGGGCUUCUUGCACUACAGCACAGAUGGCAAGUACGUCACCGUUUCGAGCGGAAAGGGAGAUCCCAAGAAGGACAUUAUGGUCGAUGUCUUCAAGAAUGGAAGCCUUCUUGUGGACUACACGCUGGAACAGAUUCGAGCCAAAGCAGACAUCAAGAAUGGACCUUUCGGUGGAGGUGCCGCGUGAGGUCCGGGUGCAACCAAAGUGUAGGCAGCAUGCAUUUCCCAUGGUUUUUUGCCUCAACUGUCAGAGAUGCCCCCAGAUGAGCAUGCUUUAAUUCAUUUCUAAAG